Chaetomium strumarium is the source of this 2889-nucleotide messenger RNA. RefSeq lists its product as uncharacterized. The transcript is spliced from 2 exons. Lineage: Eukaryota; Fungi; Ascomycota; Sordariomycetes; Sordariales; Chaetomiaceae. Bases 253 to 2628 code for a protein of 791 amino acids. The record is from RefSeq and is a predicted model, not a curated record.
GGUCACCUGGGCGCGCCGUUAAGACAUCGGAUGGAGAGAAGGAAACAAUUCUCCCACCGCUAUAAAACCGACCUUUCCCUCGCCUUUCUCGCUUCUUCCUUUCCACUUUGGCAUUCUCACCACCCACACCAAGAUCUUCAUUCCUCUAUCCCACCCUUCCACAAAAAUAUCAAGAACUUCUUCUGACUUUCGACUCUUCCCACCACCCUCAGAAUUUAUUCUGCCUCUGCUGCCUUACCGUCUAUCGCCAAGAUGGAGCAGGACAACCGCAACGAGGAUGGCUCUUCGAACCAGCCCGCGGCCUCCAACCCUGGCCAUCAGACCUCUGAUGCGCCGCCCAGCGGCCAGCCAGCUGUGCCGACGUUGGAAUCGCUCCGCAGCCAGUCCUACCGCACGCACCAAACUUGGACUCCCAAGUACACUAGGGUAGCCAAGUGCGACUUCUGCAACGAGCGUGGCCCGGGGGUUUUGAUGUCCUGCGCACACCCCCGUUGCGUCAAAUAUAUCUGCGAGACCUGCGCCCGAAGCUCGAGGUGGCACUCGGACUACUACCAUUGGAUCGAUGCCGACGCCCUCGACUGGACCGUGCAGAAGGCUCCCAGGCGAUCCAAUCCCAGCCGGGGACGCAAACGGCGGCGAUCAGAAGACCGUUCGCAGCAGGGCUCCCCGGGCGGGCCUACCAGCGAGCGCCCCGCUUCCACUCCGCGCCGUCGCCUCGGGAUGGCACCUCCUCGCGUCGACGUAGACGAAGAAGCCGAUGGCCUCCCCCACCCCAUCCACCACGCUGCUCUCUUCCCCACGCCGUCACCAAUCGCGCCGCAUAACACCGGCCAUCACUGGGCGGCGCCUGCUCCCCCCGCUCCCCCUGCAGCCCCGCCAGGGUUCUAUGGCUAUCAUGGCUACAAUCCGGCAGCUCCCUUCUUUCACCUGCCUCCUCCGCCUGCCCAAAGCCGCUACCCCCAACAAGGCGGGAUGCAGAUUUCCCCGCCGCCGCAUCAUCCCUCCCCUCAGGCGUUCGCGGCACCAGCAGGCCAUCCGAUGGCUCAGCAGGCAGCUCCCUACGGCCAUUAUGGCCAUUACGCUCAACAAGGGGUAAUGGGGCCUGCCUACUACCCCCAACCGAACCCUUAUGCUCCAGCGUUCGCGGCACCUCCUCCUCGCCCCGUCGCUCAACAGGAUGCUGGCGUUGGCCCUUUCGCCCAACAAGGGGGAAUGGUACAUGACCCGAGGCCCCAUAUCAACCCUCCCCCCCGGGCGUACCUGGCGCCUAGUCCUCGCCCGAUGCCUCAGCAGUCAGUUCCACUUAACGACUACGCUCAACAGAGCCAGAUGGAGCCUGCUCAGGACCCUCAACCCAACCCCCCGUCUUCAGCACUCCCGGCCCCUGCAACUCGGCCGGCUGUUCGACCGAGAUCUGCGUCUGGUGAUCACCCAGACCAAGGCGAGGAUCACCCAGGUCCCUCAUCUCCAGUCGCCCCGGCACCUACUCGCCCGGCGGUGCGGCAGGCAGCUGCUAGAGCAAUUGCAGGCAUGACUGAACAAGCUCGUCAGUCUGACGAUGAUGGUUCUGAGUAUCGUGACGAUGGUGAAGACGAGUAUGACGAGGACGACGUUUACAACGCAAGGGGGAGUGGUAAGAAAGUAAACAAAGGGGGCCGCUGCGGCAACCGUGCGUCCCGCAACACUGGUGUGCUCACCCCGGCCCAGGCCCGCACUGUACAGAGCGGCACCCCUUCUCCCCCGGAGGCUGGUCCAUUUGCGCCUCGAAGCUCGGUUGAGCACUACCCUCGCCCUUCUGUGCACCCCGUGGUUGAGCGGGCACCUCCAGCCACCCCCGGGCCCGAGCACGACAACCGUGACCAUCUUGUGCUCGACAUUUACGAGUUCCUCUACCAACAGCGGCCCAAUCCGGACCCCCGCCGUGUCCGUUCGCAGAUUCCGGACCGCUCGGCAGACCGGGAGUCCCCGCCUCAGCAUCCUUCCGCCCCGGCACCGGGUUCUUCACAGCAGGCCUACGAGUCUCCCCACGGUCUACCAACUUCCGAGAGCCCAGGCACGACCGCUCCUCCUCCUGCGGCCCCCGGCCCCUACGCGCCCAGCGCGCGCACAACCCCGGCCUACCACCCCCUCAACGACCGCACCCCGGAGCAGGUGGCGCAAUACCAUCAGGACAACGCGCUGCAGCAGCAGAUGCGGUACGCGUGGGGCGCCCACCCAAUCCUCCGGAACCUGCGCCAGGACGGCCGCCGGCUCGACGCCAUCAACCUCCUGUGGGAGGUCUUCGAGGUGCGCCGCGCCCGCGGCGGCGUGUGGGUGCCCGACGACUCGCAGACCGUCGCCUGGUUCGUCGCCGAGCGGGACAGCCAGUUCCGCAUGGAGCACAUGGCCCGCACCCUCACGGCCCCCGACCCCCACCCCCGGCCCCGGGCUCACCCGGGCCCGGCGCCGCUGUCGAUGCCGAUCCGGGGGGGCUGGUCGUCGGCGGCGGCGUACUCGGCUGCUGCUCCCACCCCGGCGGCUGGGACCCUGGGGCUUCACCGCCCCAGGCUGGUUCUCGGCCCGGCCCGCCGUGGCGUCGACGAGGGUGAGGACGACGACGACGAGGAGGAGGAGGAGGAGGAGGAGUAGGUUUUUACCGCUGAGUCAGCUUGGGUGGCAGCGAGGUUCGGUUGGGUGAGCCGUGAGGAAGUUGUUGGUUUAGUGUUGGGAUAUAAUCAUUCAUGGCAGGGUGGAGAGGGGUCGCGAUGGUUUUUUUUCUUUCCCCUUUCCUUUUUUCCAUUUGCUCAGCAGGCAGUGUUUUACUAGUUUCCUUUCCUUCGUUUCUGUUCUCUGUAUUUUAUUUUCAUCACUGCUCUUACUUCACUUUCGGGGCCUUUUUCCUCCUUUUCU